GGCGCCGCCUCCUUUCCCCGCCGGCCGCGGGCGCGGACGGGCCUGGCCGAGCGUAAGGCCGGCGCCUCCCGCCGGGGUGCCCGAUGCAGCGCACGGAGAAGGUGCUGCAGCUGCGGGGCCUGCAGGGCCGCUCGGUGCGCAUCGUGCGGGAGCACUACCUGCGCCCCGACGUGCCCUGCCGCAGCGCCCUGUGCCGGGCCGCCUGCCCCCGCGAUGGGAAAUUGUUGUCAGAUGAUGUGACUCAUUAUGUUGUCCCUGACUGGAAGAUUGUUCAAGAUUACCUUGAGAUUCUUGAGUUUCCAGAGCUGAAGGGUAUUAUCUUCAUGCAAACAGCAUGUCAAGCUGUGCAGCAUCAAAGGGGUCGCAGACAGUACAACAAACUGCGAAAUCUAGUGAAGGAUGCCCGUCAUGACUGUAUUCUGUUUGCUAAUGAAUUCCAGCAGUAUUGUUAUUUGCCAAGAGAGAGAGGAGAAUCAAUGGAGAAAUGGCAGACCAGGAGUAUUUACAAUGCAGCAGUAUGGUAUUAUAAUCACUGCUUGGGUCAGCUGCCGGUUGUUAUGGUAACAGAAGAUGAAGGUGCUAUCAGAGAAUAUGGAGGUGAAACGGAAGGAGUGUUUGUGAUUUCAUUCAAGAAUUACUUGGAUAAUUUUUGGCCUGACUUAAAAGCUGUCCAUGAACUCUACGAUUCUAUACUUCAAUCUCGGCGUGAACGAGAGUGUGAAAGCCAAGAAAACAAAGGGAAGGAAUAUCCUGAACAUCUUCCUAUGGAAGUAUUAGAGGCUGGGAUCAAAUCUGGACGAUAUAUACAGGGUGUCCUGAAUGUCAAUAAGCACAGAGCACAAAUGGAAGCUUUUGUUCGACUUCAAGGAGCCAGUGGUAAAGAAACAGAUCUCCAAAGUGAUAUACUUAUUCAUGGUACCAAAGCUCGGAACCGUGCAAUCCAUGGUGAUGUAGUAGCUGUAGAGUUGUUACCCCAGCAUGAAUGGAAAGGAAGAACUGCUUCCCUUUGUGAGAAUGAUACUGAAGAAAAGGCACCAGGUGACACCUCCAGUGAACCUAUGCCCACAGGUAGAGUUGUUGGAAUCAUCCAGAAGAACUGGCGAGAUUAUGUGGUCACUUUUCCAUCCAAAGAAGAGAGUCAGUCUCAGGGUAAAAAUGCCCAGAAAAUCCUUGUUACACCUUGGGAUUACAGAAUUCCUAAAAUCAGAAUCAGCACACAGCAGGCUGAGGCACUACAGGACUGUAGAGUUAUUGUGCGUAUUGAUUCCUGGGAGUCAACAUCUGUGUAUCCAAAUGGACAUUUUGUACGAGUUUUAGGACGGAUAGGAGAUCUCGAAGGGGAAACUGCAGUUAUUCUAGUGGAGAACAGCAUUUCUGUUGCCCCUUUCUCAGAAGCCCAGAUGUGUGAGAUGCCUUCCAGCACCUCAGAGAAUCCAUGGAAGGUGAAUCCAGAGGAGGAACUAAAACGCAUAGACUUGAGGAAUACACAUUUAAUAUUCAGCAUUGACCCCAAAGGCUGUGAAGAUGUGGAUGAUGCACUGUCCAUUAGAACAUUAGCCAAUGGGAACCUAGAGCUAGGUGUCCAUAUUGCAGAUGUAACCCAUUUUGUGGAAGCAAAUUCUUACACUGACAUUGAGGCCAGAGCAAGGGCAACAACCUAUUAUUUAGCUGAUCGUCGUUAUGAUAUGCUGCCUUCCAUCCUGAGUGCUGACUUAUGCUCUCUUCUUAGCAGAGUUGAAAGGUAUGCUGUCAGUGUCAUGUGGGAGCUAGAUAAAAAUUCCUAUGAAAUCCUGAGAGUCUGGUACAACAGAACCAUCAUUCAGUCUUCAUACAAACUGGUCUACGAGGUAGCUCAGGGAUUAUUAGAUGGUGACCUAAGUGUUGUUGAUGAUAUCCUAGAACUCAAAGAACUGGAUGAGAGAACUAGACAACAGAAGCUGGAAGAACUGGUCUGGGCAAUAGGAAAACUGACUGAUGUAGCUCGACGUGUUCGGGCUAAACGUGACCGCUGUGGCGCUCUGGAGCUGGAAGGAGUAGAAAUAAGAGUGCAGCUGGAUGAUAAAAAGAACAUUCAUGAUCUCAUCCCUAAACAGCCACUGGAGGUGCAUGAGACUGUUGCUGAAUGUAUGAUCCUUGCUAACCACUGGGUGGCAAAGAUGAUUUGGGAGAACUUUCCUCACCACGCUUUGCUGCGCCAACACCCUCCACCACGACAAGAGUUUUUUUCUGAGCUCCGAGAAUGCGCGAGUGCCAAAGGCUUUUCUAUAGACACACGGUCUAAUAAAGCACUGGCUGAUUCUCUGAGUAAAGCAGAUGAUCCUUUAGAUCCAACUGUGAAUAAAUUACUGCGGUCCAUGGCUACUCAGGCGAUGUCUAAUGCACUGUACUUCUCGACUGGCUCGUGCCCCGAAGAAGAGUUCCAUCAUUAUGGACUUGCCCUAGAUAAAUAUACGCAUUUUACUUCUCCAAUUAGAAGAUAUGCUGAUAUUGUCGUCCACAGACUGCUAAUGGCUGCCACUUUAAAAGAUACUGAAGUAGAUGUUACGGUUAAUUUGUUCAGCAACAAAGCUCUUGAGGAAUUGUGUAGACAUAUCAACAACAGAAACAGGGCUGCACAACAUGCCCAGAAACAGUCUACGGAGCUUUUCCAGUGUAUGUAUUUCAAAGACAAAGUCUCUGAAACAGAUGAGCGCUGUACAGCAGAUGGUGUUGUUUACUCCAUUCGAACAAAUGGGGUACUUGUUUUUGUACCAAGGUAUGGCAUUAAAGGUGCUGCUUAUCUGAAAAACAAGGAGGGUUUGGUCAUCUCCUGUCAGUCUGAUGGCAGUUGUGUAUGGAAACCUGGUUCUCUUCAGCGUUUUCAGAACAGAAUUACUUCCACAACAGUUGCUGGAGAAUCUGUUACAUUGAGUCUUUUUGACCAUAUAACAGUAAGUCUUAAUAAAUUCACUAAUGGAAGCACCAGAGCACAAAUGAGGGGAAAAAUAACAUUGUGUACUUUUGUUUCUAAGGUAAAAGCAUGUGUGCAGAGUUCACGCUGCCAUCCUGACACCAUCAAGCUUGAAAUAAUUAGCAACAUACCUUACAAGAAUACAGCCACAGAGCUUUAUCAGAAGAAUAUCCACAUAAUGAAAGCCGACUUAGUAAAAGAAGUAACAAGAUCUGCAGAGGAAGCGCAACUUGCCCAAGAAAAAAACAGAGUUGAAGUAAUCCAGGAAGAAUAUCAGGAGUAUUGCCAAACAAAGGGAGUUAGCUUGUACCAACUGCUUGAGGAAAUUAGGGACUUAGCUCUACUAGACGUAUCAACUGGUAACUGAGCAUGAACUAGUAUGUGGCUCUGCGCCGCUUGAGCAGCUUUGCACAAUUUUAAAUCUUGUUUUUAAAACUGAUGUAAGUUGAUAAACCAUUUUUAAUAUUUUCUGCUUUUGCUAAUUUGAACUGUACCUUAACUAAAAUUUAGCACUGAUUUUUAGAGUGAAACAGGCCUAGCUGAUUUAAGAUGUUUUAUACACUGUUAUCUACUGUAUUCUCACUGAAAGACUAAAGAUUGUAUUGUGGUAAACUA
Malaclemys terrapin pileata is the source of this 3565-nucleotide messenger RNA. It is a transcript of the gene DIS3L, whose product is annotated as DIS3 like exosome 3'-5' exoribonuclease. NCBI's taxonomy places the organism in Eukaryota, Metazoa, Chordata, Testudines, Emydidae. The coding region runs from base 84 to 3317 and encodes 1077 amino acids. The record is from RefSeq and is a predicted model, not a curated record. Gene Ontology annotation, molecular function: 3'-5'-RNA exonuclease activity; RNA binding. Gene Ontology annotation, cellular component: cytoplasmic exosome (RNase complex). The transcript has 16 exons. Gene Ontology annotation, biological process: rRNA catabolic process.